AGAGCUCUCGCUGUGCGUGCGGAAGAGGAUAAAAUACUCAUCAGCUGAUCACAUUACCGUUAUGCGAGGAAGUGUGAUUGGUGUGUGGCACAGUGGUUGGACAACACAUGUCAGCGGCGCCUCUCUAGCAAAGGGGGCUGCUGAUUGCACUUUUGGUGUGCUUUUCAUUUGGCUGGGAGAAAAUGUGGUUGUGGACUCACCAUACUUGGAUCAUCCCCCUACUGCGGCGGGGUUAUUCGCUAUGGAUUAAAGAGCUCUCGCUGUGCGUGCGGAAGAGGAUAAAAUACUCAUCAGCUGAUCACAUUACCGUUAUGCGAGGAAGUGUGAUUGGUGUGUGGCACAGUGGUUGGACAACACAUGUCAGCGGCGCCUCUCUAGCAAAGGGGGCUGCUGAUUGCACUUUU
Messenger RNA from Gamsiella multidivaricata, 404 nucleotides. RefSeq lists its product as uncharacterized. Bases 62 to 250 code for a protein of 62 amino acids. The record is from RefSeq and is a predicted model, not a curated record. Lineage: Eukaryota; Fungi; Mortierellomycota; Mortierellomycetes; Mortierellales; Mortierellaceae. The transcript has a single exon.